This is a messenger RNA of Sceloporus undulatus (fence lizard), 2571 nucleotides long. RefSeq names its product cullin 3 (gene CUL3). NCBI's taxonomy places the organism in Eukaryota, Metazoa, Chordata, Lepidosauria, Squamata, Phrynosomatidae. Gene Ontology annotation, cellular component: Cul3-RING ubiquitin ligase complex. The transcript is spliced from 15 exons. Gene Ontology annotation, biological process: ubiquitin-dependent protein catabolic process; protein ubiquitination. Bases 2 to 2242 code for a protein of 746 amino acids. Gene Ontology annotation, molecular function: ubiquitin protein ligase binding. The record is from RefSeq and is a predicted model, not a curated record.
GAUGACCAUGGAUGAAAAAUAUGUGAACAGCAUUUGGGAUCUUCUAAAAAAUGCAAUCCAAGAGAUUCAGCGUAAGAACAACAGUGGUCUCAGUUUUGAGGAACUGUAUAGGAAUGCAUAUACUAUGGUAUUACAUAAACAUGGAGAGAAGCUAUACACUGGACUACGAGAAGUUGUUACGGAACAUCUCAUAAACAAGGUGCGGGAAGAUGUGCUAAAUUCAUUAAAUAACAACUUCCUCCAAACAUUAAACCAAGCAUGGAAUGAUCAUCAGACAGCAAUGGUGAUGAUCAGAGACAUUUUGAUGUAUAUGGACCGUGUAUAUGUACAACAAAAUAAUGUGGAGAAUGUCUACAAUUUGGGAUUAAUCAUCUUUCGUGAUCAAGUUGUACGUUAUGGAUGUAUUAGGGAUCAUCUCCGACAGACAUUGUUGGACAUGAUUGCAAGGGAACGGAAAGGAGAAGUUGUAGACAGAGGAGCAAUAAGGAAUGCUUGCCAGAUGCUAAUGAUUCUAGGCCUUGAAGGAAGAUCGGUCUAUGAAGAAGACUUUGAAGCUCCAUUUUUAGAGAUGUCAGCAGAAUUCUUUCAGAUGGAAAGCCAGAAAUUUUUAGCAGAAAAUAGUGCUUCAGUUUAUAUAAAGAAAGUAGAAGCUAGAAUUAAUGAAGAAAUAGAACGUGUUAUGCACUGCCUUGAUAAAUCAACUGAAGAGCCAAUUGUAAAAGUUGUUGAGAGGGAGCUUAUUUCCAAGCAUAUGAAGACUAUAGUGGAGAUGGAAAACUCUGGUCUUGUACACAUGCUGAAAAAUGGAAAAACAGAAGAUCUGGCUUGCAUGUACAAGUUGUUUAGUCGUGUGCCGAAUGGCCUGAAGACAAUGUGUGAGUGUAUGAGUUCCUACCUGCGGGAACAAGGUAAAGCCCUUGUAUCUGAAGAAGGAGAAGGAAAAAAUCCAGUUGACUAUAUUCAGGGUUUACUGGAUUUGAAGAGUAGAUUUGACCGCUUCCUUCAAGAAUCUUUUAAUAAUGACAGACUCUUCAAACAAACUAUUGCGGGUGACUUUGAAUAUUUCCUCAACCUCAACUCCAGAUCUCCAGAGUAUCUCUCAUUAUUUAUUGAUGACAAGCUAAAAAAAGGAGUCAAAGGACUAACUGAGCAAGAGGUAGAGACUAUAUUGGAUAAGGCAAUGGUUCUGUUUAGGUUUAUGCAAGAGAAGGAUGUAUUUGAACGAUACUAUAAACAGCACUUGGCAAGGAGGCUUCUGACCAACAAAAGUGUUUCAGAUGACUCAGAGAAAAAUAUGAUUUCUAAAUUAAAGACUGAAUGUGGAUGUCAGUUCACAUCAAAACUGGAAGGAAUGUUCAGGGACAUGAGCAUCUCAAACACAACAAUGGACGAAUUUAGGCAACAUCUACAGGCAACAGGGGUCUCAUUAGGUGGUGUUGAUCUGACAGUGCGGGUUCUCACAACGGGCUACUGGCCCACUCAAUCAGCCACACCAAAGUGCAACAUUCCCCCAGCCCCCAGACAUGCUUUUGAAAUAUUUAGGAGAUUUUAUUUAGCCAAACACAGUGGACGGCAACUGACACUCCAGCAUCAUAUGGGCUCUGCAGAUCUCAAUGCCACCUUUUAUGGUCCUGUUAAGAAGGAAGAUGGCUCAGAGGUUGGUGUAGGAGGUGCCCAAGUAACUGGCUCUAACACACGGAAGCACAUAUUGCAAGUCUCCACUUUCCAAAUGACGAUACUAAUGCUCUUUAACAACAGAGAAAAAUACACUUUUGAGGAAAUACAACAGGAGACAGAUAUCCCUGAAAGGGAACUUGUACGAGCACUACAGUCCCUCGCAUGUGGAAAGCCAACACAACGGGUUCUUACAAAAGAACCGAAAUCAAAAGAAAUAGAAAAUGGACAUAUAUUUACGGUGAAUGAUCAGUUCACAUCUAAACUGCACAGAGUGAAGAUUCAAACAGUUGCUGCCAAACAAGGAGAAUCAGACCCAGAAAGAAAAGAAACAAGACAGAAAGUAGAUGAUGACAGAAAACAUGAGAUAGAAGCUGCUAUAGUGCGGAUAAUGAAAUCUAGGAAGAAGAUGCAGCAUAAUGUGCUAGUAGCAGAGGUAACUCAGCAACUGAAGGCACGAUUCCUACCAAGUCCAGUUGUUAUUAAAAAACGUAUUGAAGGACUUAUUGAACGAGAAUAUUUGGCACGAACACCUGAGGACCGCAAAGUAUACACUUACGUAGCAUAAAAUGUGUUUCGCAAAUAUGAUUUAUUCUUGGACUAUACUCUUCGCAUGAACUGGGAAGUUCUUUUAAAUCAUUAAAUAUUAAGAUGACCAUCUCUUCUAUUAAAUUACAAUACAUGUUCUAGACCAUUCAGAUCAAGCCUUUACACCUUCGGAGAGUUUUUCAACAUCAAAAUGAUUGAGCUUCAAGCUUUUCAGCGUUUAUCCCUGUAGAGAUCAUCCUUACAGUUCCUCGGGAAAAUGUGAAUGUGCUGCGUUUUUGUUUUCAAUACUGUAUGAAAACAGAAAAAUAAAAAUAAAAACAAAUUUAGAAAAUACAGCUCAUUACAAAA